This is a messenger RNA of Cheilinus undulatus (humphead wrasse), 5465 nucleotides long. It is a transcript of the gene arhgef10, whose product is annotated as Rho guanine nucleotide exchange factor (GEF) 10. The transcript is spliced from 30 exons. Gene Ontology annotation, cellular component: centrosome. Bases 239 to 4585 code for a protein of 1448 amino acids. Lineage: Eukaryota; Metazoa; Chordata; Actinopteri; Labriformes; Labridae. Gene Ontology annotation, biological process: positive regulation of stress fiber assembly; actin cytoskeleton organization; mitotic spindle assembly. Gene Ontology annotation, molecular function: guanyl-nucleotide exchange factor activity; protein binding. The record is from RefSeq and is a predicted model, not a curated record.
AGCUUGCAUGGAAAAGAGUGAAGUUGAAAGAAGGACACUGGGCGAAAACUGGAUGUGUUUGAAGUGUGUUAAGUUUAUUUGAGUCUAGAAUGUAUUUCGUUUAACACUUGCAAAGUAUUACUGCGAAGGGAUACGGUUAUUUCACCGGAGAAAGUCAAACAAUGGAAUGUGUGUCGGUGUAGAUGAUUCCCUUCAUGCUGCUGUCUGAAGAGCCUGGGCAGGAAAAAGAGCAACAAGCAUGGAUGUGGAAGACUUUCCUCCCCCACCUCCUGAAAUGUUGGCAGACAGCGUCCCCUUCGCUGAUGAAGAAGAAGGGGAGGCCUUUGACUUUGACGACAGCGGUGAUGACAUUCCUGAGGCUGACUGUCCACCCCCUGCACCUCCACCUCCUUUAGCCCCCAGCAGCAAGGAACAGAGCCAGGACAAUAUGGUGGCCAAUCACCUUGAGGGCCCUAAAAGAGACUCCACAGCACCUUCAGCAACACCCAACACAGCUCCAUCAUCAAGAAACUCAACAGCUGCCACAGGCAAAUCCACCUCUGCAGGUGGAGCCACAGUAGACGGAGGCAGGACAUCUGCUCCUGGGGGAAUUGAUAUUAUCGACACAGAUUUACCACUUCCUCCACCCCCUCCUCUAAAUGAUGAGACAGAGACAGAUCCUGGAAGAGCAGACAUGGAGGGCCAGAAUGAGUCCAUCAGUGACCAUCAGACUGAGCCGCCAGUUCCCAGGAGCUCCUCUCAGGGCAAGGUCAAUCCUUACUCUGUAAUCGACAUCACUCCUCUACAGCUGCAGCAGCUGGAACAUCAGCAUGGACCCUCCUCUUCCCCUUCCUCACCAACAGAGCCCAAGGAAGGAGUUGGCGACACCCAGGGAGCUGCCCACACCAGCCCUGGUGGCAUCACUUCAGGAUACUCAGUCCCAGUUCCCUGCGGCUAUGCAACCCCCUCGGGUGUACCACUCAUCACACCAACUUACACCACACCAGUCAUCAUUCGACACCUCUCAGUAGAUGAGGAUGUAACUGUUGCUGGAAAUAGCAACACCUCUGCAGACAGUGUUUUUAGUGAGGAGUAUCCCCCAAUAAGAGAGGAGGAUGCUUUGGCUAAGUGGGCAUCCGAUCCUGCCAACACUGCAUGGAUGGAAAAUCCAGAUGAGGUGAUUUAUGAUGAUGUGCCCAGAGAGAACUCUGACUCCAACACAGAUCCAGAUGAGAUGAUCUACGAUGAUGUUGAACUCGGCGAAGAGGGUGGCUGCAACAGUUCCCUCGACAAUGGAUGGAGCUCCAGCGAGUUUGAAAGCUAUGACGAGGCCAGUGACGGGGAAGGCCGCCCUGAGAACGGCCUCCCCCAUGCUUUCAUGAGAGGAAAGCCACCCCAGAGAAAAACACAUCUCUCUCAAGAUCUGACACGCUUGAAAGAACACUAUGAGAAAAAGAUGAAAGAUCUAAUGGCAAAUACAGUGGGAACGGUAGAGCUGCAGCAGCUAAAACAGAAACACGAGCAGAAGAUGCAAAAGUUGGUGAAGGCAGCAAAGGAAGGGACCAAAGAUGGGCUUGAGAAAACCAAAGCAGCAGUGAAGAAGGGACGCUCGUUCAUCAAAACCAAGUCUUUCUGUCAUGAGAGGAAGUCGGCAUGUUUUGAGGACGAGGAGUCUGAACUCUUCAUUGAGGUGGACUGUUUCAAUGUUGAGCCAGUUCUGUGUCCUGCACCAGAGGGUCUUUCACAGCAACAGCUGGUGAGAAGAUGUAUACUGGGAUCUAUUUUGGAAAGUGAGAAGAACUAUCUGGAUGCACUGAAGAGAAUAUUGGAGCAAUAUGAGAAGCCACUGUCCCAGAUUGAGCCAAGGCUGCUGAGUGACAGGAAACUGAAGAUGACCUUCUAUCGUGUGCGUGAAAUCCUGCAGUGUCACUUCCUGUUCCAGAUCGCCCUGGCAAGCCGUGUGGCUGAGUGGGACAGCCUGGAGAUGAUUGGAGAUGUGUUUGUAGCAUCAUUCUCAAAGUCCAUGGUGCUGGAUGCCUACAGUGAGUAUGUGAACAACUUCAGCACAGCGAUGGCUGUGGUGAGGAAGACCUGUGCCUCCAAACCUUGCUUCCUAGAAUUCCUCAAGCAUCGUCAGGAAACCAGCGGUGACCGAGUGACUCUGUACGGCCUGAUGAUGAAACCUAUCCAGAGAUUUCCACAGUUCAUUCUGCUCCUUCAGGACAUGCUGAAGAACACUCCAGUGGGUCAUGCAGACCGUCUGCCCUUGCAGAUGGCCCUAACUGAACUGGAAACACUGGCAGAGAAGCUCAAUGAGAAGAAGAGGGAGGCAGAUCAGCGCUGUGAGAUACGUCACAUUGCAAAGGCCAUGAACGAACGCUACCUCAAUAAGCUUCUGAGUAAUGGCAGUCGCUACCUGAUCCGCUCAGAUGACAUGGUGGAGACAGUCUACAACGAACGCGGGGAAAUCAUCAAAACAAAGGAGCGACGCCUCUUCCUGCUCAAUGAUGUCCUCAUGUGUGCCACGCCCAAUAUACGAUCACAGGAUGGCAGUGGUAGCAACAAUGGCAAUGCCUCUCUUGACCAGAAGUUUCUCCUGAAGUGGAGCGUGCCUUUGAGCUUCGUGGAGGUGCUGGAGUUUGGAUCUAGCGAAGACAUUGCUGAGAACAGCCCCUACCCGGCACCCCAUUCUGGGGAGAAGGUGGUCAUCAACGCAAAACCAAACAAGCUGUACAUGGGCCCUGGUCAGCUGUACCAGGAUCUGCAGAACCUGAUCCAUGAUCUCAGCCUGGUGAACCAGAUCUCCAGCAUGAUCUGCAGCCUCAAAGGCAACUACCAGAAUGUAAAUUCCACCGUUGCCCAGGACUGGGUAUCCGGUCUCCAGAGGCUCAUAAUGAAGAAGGAGGAGGAAAUCAGGGCAGCUGACCGAUGUCGGAUCCAACUGCAGCUACCGGGCAAACAAGACAAGUCGGGUAAACCCACUUACUUCAGUGCAGUGUUCAACACUCUCAGCCCAGCCAUCAAACAGUCAUGGAUCAGUAAUUUGCAGAUGGCGAAGCUGGCACUAGAGGAGGACAACCUGCAGGGCUGGUUCUUUGCAGAGGAUGAUGGGAAUCACAUCAAGAAGCAGAAGCACCCCCUCUUACUGCGGCAAAUGCCUGUGGUCAUGUCAAAACUACAAGAGUUCAAGGUGGAAUGUGCUGUUCAUAACCCUGAGCCCCACAUCAACACAGAGAGCACAGCAGACACUCCUGUUGUGGGCCAUGGCUGUGUCUGGGUUGCAAGCUGCACCAACCAGAUGGGACAGAUAUCUAUAGUGGCCAUGCAGAACUCCAGCCCUAAGGUGACUGAGUGUUUCAAUGUCGAGUCCCGUAUCCUCUGCAUGGCUUAUGUCCCUGCAGAGCAGCCCCUGGAGAAUGGUGACAAUGUCCCUGAGAACAACCACAUUCCCACAACAAAGGCCAGUGAUACCCCCAGUGUCUGCCUGGGCAUGGAGGAGGGCAGCAUCAUUGUGUAUAAGAGCAGCCAGCGGUCCAAGAAAGUCCGUCUGCAGCAUUUCUUCACCCCAGACAAGUCCACCGUCACCAGCCUGGUCUACAAGAAACACUGCCUGUAUGCCGGCCUGGUCAGCGGCUCCGUGGCUGUCUACUCCAGAUCACAGGAUGGUUUGUGGAACUCUGAGAAACCCAAGGUGCUGAAGCUGGGAGUCCUCCCAGUCAAGGCUAUGCUGGCUGUAGAGGAGCACCUCUGGGCGUCAUCAGGUGGACAGGUCUUCAUCAUCAGCAGCCACACUCACUGUGUAGAGAGGCAGCUGGAGGCCCACCAGGAAGAGGGCAUGGUGGUGUCCCACAUGGUGGUGGCAGGGGUGGGGAUCUGGAUAGCCUUCAGUUCUGGAUCCACACUACGUCUUUUCCACACUGAGACCCUGGAGCACCUGCAGGACAUAAACAUAGCCACGCCUGUCCACAAUACACUGCCUGGGAACCAGAGAGUGUCAGUGAGCAGUCUGCUGGUCUGUCAUGGUCUUCUGCUGGUAGGGACCAACCUAGGGGUGACUGUGGCCCUCUCUGUCCCCAGACUGCAGGGGAUCCCCAAAGUCACAGGUCGGGGUAUGGUGUCUUUACAUGCUCACAACGGACCAGUGAAGUUUCUCACUGUGGCUGCAGCAGUGUGCAACCGGCUCUCUGGCCUUCAGUCUUCCAACCCUCCCACUUCAGUCCAAGCAACAGAGACAGAGGAUGGGGAGAACAGCCACCCCCCUUCGGAAUCUGCCCUGACUCCUCCUCAGGGACGAGGUGUGUGGCUAGGAGAGGCGGGCUGUACCACCAUGGCUCUCCAGGACUCCCUGUCCUCCUCCUGCGGCUCCUUAGCCCCAUCCCAAGGCUCGUUGGAGCACGGACCAGAGGAUGGGGCCCUUUAUGACAUGCUCCAUGACCCCGCUCAUCACCAGCGGAGUCGUCGGUCCAGCAAAGUGGACGUCAGCUCCCUGCUGGUGGUGUCUGGAGGUUUGGGCCACCGAAAGGUUAACAAAAAGACCAAACAGUCUCGGCAUGAGGACACCACGUCUACCAUCAUGAUCUGGCAGAUACCUUUACUCAACAUGUGACACAAAAGCAAGUUUGAACAAAAGUGCUGCUCGGGAGGAGUUUUGUUGUUACACUCCAUGGAACAUUUGGGAUCAAUCAGAGAAACUUAAUGCCUGUUUGAAACCAGAAGUGCAUCAAAAUUUUUCCACAGUUUUCUGAUGAUGUUUUUUAAUGUUUACUACCACAAAACCACAUCCAUAUAACCACUCUAUCAUGAUGUUUUACUGCGAAAACAAGCCCUACAGACCAAUGAAAGGAAAUACUGUACUUGUUAAGGAUAUAAUUGUUUAAAAACACUGAAAAGUCUCUAAUUCCCCCUCCUAUAAAGUAUUUUGUUGUCUGUAACAUGGUUAAUACAUUUCUCUCCAGUGUUAGUGCCAUCAAAGGUGACUGUAAAGGACUGCAGUAUUUAAAUCAGUGUUGAAAAGAAGUACGACUAAGGUAAUGAUGGGGUUUUAAAUCUGUUACAUUAAAGUAAUAUCAAGGUCAGGUUUAGGUUUAAGCCUGAUCUUAGAUAAUCUGUAAAGGCCAGAGUUGUAAAUAUGAAGUUCGACAACUCAGGAUUACAUGUGUAUGAGUUCUGGGGUCAGAGAAAGUGUCAUCGUUUGUAUGGAAUCAAGCUAUUUUGCUAUUGGACAAGCUUUUGGAUAAUUAGGGGUUAAAGAGGUGAAAUAAUGACUGAAACAGUUGGAGAAGGCUCGAUGAGAAGCUCUGGCUGGCCAGGUUUCUAUUCAAAAAGGGAUGUAAGAGUUGUUAUCAUAAGGAGAGAUUUUUGUUUCCCCUAAUGCAUCUUUGUUUCUCACUUAAAGAUAUUUAAAACACACAAAAAGCUUUAUACAUGUGUCACUAUUUGUUUGUACCUCUGCUAUUUGUAUUAACAUAUUCAUAAACGUUUAUUGA